AUGACGGCGAAGAAAGCCAGACAAGAGGCCAGAAGGGUCGAGAGGGCGGCCGACGAGAAGGCCACGAAGCAGGACCCUAACAAGGGCGGCGCCCAGGCGAGUAAAAACGGCGUGGAGGUGAGCAAGAAGGACGGCGCGAACCUGGCCGGCAUGACGGAUCCCCUGGGCGAUGCCAUGGAGUUCCUAUGGUCGAGUCUGCGGCCGAGUGCCUGCUCGAAGUCGACUAUCUCCCAGUGGUACCCAUGGCUUCUGUUACCCAUGCGCAAUGUUCAGCAGGUCAUUGUGAACGGACCGGACCAUCUUGGGUCAGUACGACGACGUUCAUCUGCAACGAUGUGA
Chaetomium fimeti is the source of this 339-nucleotide messenger RNA. RefSeq lists its product as uncharacterized. The coding region runs from base 1 to 339 and encodes 112 amino acids. NCBI's taxonomy places the organism in Eukaryota, Fungi, Ascomycota, Sordariomycetes, Sordariales, Chaetomiaceae. The record is from RefSeq and is a predicted model, not a curated record. The transcript is spliced from 3 exons.